Molecule: messenger RNA, 1487 nt
Organism: Harmonia axyridis
Lineage: Eukaryota; Metazoa; Arthropoda; Insecta; Coleoptera; Coccinellidae
Gene: Phax
Product: phosphorylated adapter RNA export protein
Exons: 6
Coding region: 142-1269 (375 amino acids)
Biological process (GO): snRNA export from nucleus
Cellular component (GO): nucleus
Source: RefSeq, a predicted model, not a curated record
AAUCAAAAAUAGCUAUGCUCAAUGUCAUUUGUCCCAAAUGAAAAUAAACGAAUUUUACUUUUUUUGAGUUGCUAUACGUACUAUACCAAUAUUAUAUAGUGAAUUAUAUAGUAAAAAACUAAUUUUUUAUUAUUGAAGACUAUGGACAAUGAAGAAGAGAUUAUCAUGGAAGAAUUAGAAGAUGGAGAGAUCUCCUCCAACUCAUGCGACGAAUAUAUCCCUCUCGAAAGGCCCCCAAAUUAUAGUAAUAUUCCCCAGCCGCCUGUUAUCGAACAUUCUGAAAGUGAAGAGUUAGACCUUUCAAGUGAUGUAGAUAGUGAUGAUUCAAGUGUUCAAAAUAUCAAGGCAAAAAGGCCAAAAAUAAAGUUAAAACCAAAACCUGGUAAUACUUCUAACAAGAAAAAAUAUGAUAUAUGGACCACAAAAGUACAGGAAGAUGUAUUAUCAGAAACAUUAAAUAGUUGUGAUGUUACUAAGAAGGAUAGAUCUCGUGAUGUUGAAACUUAUGAUUAUACUUUAUCAUUCAAAAUGAAUAGAAAUAGUAACAAAAGAACUAGAGAAGAUAGGAAAAAUAUAUAUUGCAGAUUGGGAAAGAGAAGUGAGAAUGAUGAAAAGGAUAAUGGUAAAGGUGCUAGUCGAAUUAUAUUAGAUCUACAUACAACUAUUGAAAAUACUGAUGAGGAGAUAGCUAAAGAUAUGGCAAAUAAAUUAUUUGAACUGAAAGAAAAUUUGAUUGAGAGAUCUUUGAAAUUGAUUGGAAAGGAGAAAUGCUUCGAGGUUUUCAAACAGACUCAAGAAAUAGAAGCAGAUGGAGGAUUGUCUGUAAUGAAUUGGACCAGGCGUAGAACACCAGGUGGCGUUUUCUUUCAUCUAAUAAAAACGGACGAUUCCAUAGACCAAAAGUUGAGAUCGGCAAUAUUUGUUGAAGAAAGGAAAAAGGAUUCAAAGGAGAGAAAAAAGAAACAAACACAAAAAUGGAAGGAACAGAGAGAUAAAGAAAGGGCUAAAAUCUUACCAGAGCUUCUCUCCAAAGCAGAGCUGAUUUCUAAGCACAGAAGUUUGAAAGAAGUUUCUGAAGAUGAUGUUAUCAAUCCUCCUCCAACGCCUGAAACUGAUUGCCAGGAAAAUAGUUGUGAUGGCAUUGAUAAUUCAGCAUCUACGGCAGUGCCAAUGAAACCAUUGGAUAACGGAAAAAGAUCACACAGGGAAGAAUUGAUCAAAUACGAUGAUGUUCUUGACAUUGGUGACUCCAACAUGGAUUUAUUUUGAUUCAAUUAUCACUGUAUUGAAUUUGUAUAAAAGAUUAAAGAUAUCACUCCUGCUCAAGGACUGUACUGCCAGGGUUUAUGUAACAAGAAAAUGAGGGGGUUUGUGUUCUAAAAUGGUGAACAUUUUUCUGAAUGUUAAUUUUUUUUUUAUCAAUGGAGAUCAAACCUCUUAAUUUGAUAAUGAUAUUAUGAAUUUAGGUAAAAAACACUUCGAUAUUA